Camarhynchus parvulus is the source of this 570-nucleotide messenger RNA. RefSeq names its product protein-glutamine gamma-glutamyltransferase K-like. NCBI's taxonomy places the organism in Eukaryota, Metazoa, Chordata, Aves, Passeriformes, Thraupidae. Gene Ontology annotation, molecular function: protein-glutamine gamma-glutamyltransferase activity. The transcript is spliced from 5 exons. The annotation marks the transcript as partial. The record is from RefSeq and is a predicted model, not a curated record. Gene Ontology annotation, biological process: peptide cross-linking.
GUGAACUCCCUGGACGACAGCGGGGUGCUGGUGGGGAACUGGACCGGGGAUUACUCGCAGGGCACGAACCCCUCGGCCUGGGCCGGCUCCGUGGGGAUCCUCCGGAGCUUCCACGGCUCCGGGGCGCCCGUGCGCUACGGCCAGUGCUGGGUGUUCGCCGGCGUCGUCACCACUGUUCUCCGCUGCCUGGGCCUGCCCACGCGCACCGUCACCAAUUACAACUCGGCGCACGACACCGACACCUCGCUGACCACCGACAUCUACCUGGACGAGGCCAUGCGGCCCCUGGAGCGCCUCAACACCGACUCCGUCUGGAACUUCCACGUGUGGAACGACUGCUGGAUGAAGAGGCCGGACCUGCCCCAGGGCUACGACGGCUGGCAGGUGGUGGAUGCCACGCCCCAGGAGACCAGCAGCGGGCUGUUCUGCUGCGGGCCGUGCUCGGUCACCGCCGUCAAGAACGGCGACGUCUUCCUCAAGUACGACACGCCCUUCGUCUUCGCCGAGGUGAACAGCGACAAGGUGUACGGGCAGCGUCAGGCGCAGGAGGGGAUUUUGACAACCCCUUAA